AUGUCCACCAUGUUCCCUCAAAAUAUGAGCCAGAGCCUAGUGCCGCUGCCUCUUAGAGCUUCUCCAAAUUAUCAGGAUCCCUUACGUCAUGUUGAACGGCAGGCGAGACAUAUACAGCGUAAUCUGCAGCAUCUUAUAGAUGCCCAAAGCGAAGGACUGCUGGCUGGCCUUGGUGGUCAGCAACCUGAAGCCGACAUGCCUAAUGAAAGCCACAUGUCGUACUCGGGAUCAGUAAGCUCCAGGGGAGCUCCAAAAUUACCUACUCGACAGCUGUCUAACAAGAAGAUUGGGUUGCGUUCAGCACGGGAAGGCAUAUUUACAUCCAUGUAUGACCUGAUGCGAGUGCGUGAGGAAGAACUAGAAAUACUUUCUUACAGGAGGGAGGAAAUAGACCUUGGAUUGAACGAGAUCCUAACAUUCAACACCAAAAGAUCCGGAUUGGAGAAGGCUAUCUCAACCAUGAACAAUGACAGAGAGACUCGACGGUCCAUGGAGCUGCGAGAUGAGAGUUCGACGCUCGAGGCACAAAUACAUGAGCUGGAGAAUAAACUGGCGCAGAUGAAAGCGAAGCACCGACACGUUGUUCAGGAGCUAUCCCAAAUUGAAAAUUCUGUGGAGGCCAAAAUGUCCUCCUACAAAGCCUCUUUGUCGCUUCUCGAGAGCGAUACGCGGAAGUUCCUCGCGGAUCCCCCGGUGAAGCCACCAGCAAGGGGAACCGCUGGAGAAAGCUUUUAUUCCCUGAAAUCCAACCGAAGAACUCUUGAGAUGGCACAAGAACAUUGGAAUAAAGAACAGUCUGAAUUGAAACAAAGACAAAAUGAAAUUGAUGCCGAGAUAGAGGCACUCGAGGAGGGUGGUGACGUUUGGAAACGGGUGGUUAAAGCCAUAACAGGGUUCGAGGGGCGCUUGCGAACGGGAAUGCACCGUUCAAUAAAGGCACAAGAGCAGCUGCUGAAAGAGGAUGGACCCUCAUUCAACAACGGUCGCCCAGGCCAUGCUAUCAUGGAUGACCUGUCAGAGACCACAGACCUCGUAGAACAACAUUUGGACCAUGCGGAGCGGAAAAAUUGGAAACUUCUCGUAUGCUGUAUUUCGGCAGAGCUCCAAGCCCUGCGAGAGGCCCGGCAGAUGCUCCUAAGCAUCUUCAAUACCACAGAAGAAGAACUCCACCAGUCUGCACAAGCAUCAUCAGAGUCCCGCAAGAGCGUUGAAAAUGAAUCCCAGGCUGAUACCUAUGGUGACGAAAACCCGGAUCCUCCGGCUGACUUAUUACGAGAUGCGGAGAACCAUUCCCAUGAUGCAGCCAGGUUGGACGAUGAAGAUGAAGACGAUGAACCAGAUCCAGCUUGGCUACUUCCAGAAACCUGA
Molecule: messenger RNA, 1368 nt
Organism: Aspergillus versicolor CBS 583.65
Lineage: Eukaryota; Fungi; Ascomycota; Eurotiomycetes; Eurotiales; Aspergillaceae
Exons: 1
Coding region: 1-1368 (455 amino acids)
Source: RefSeq, a predicted model, not a curated record